Messenger RNA from Rhinolophus ferrumequinum (greater horseshoe bat), 1634 nucleotides. It is a transcript of the gene SNRNP35, whose product is annotated as small nuclear ribonucleoprotein U11/U12 subunit 35. Bases 139 to 879 code for a protein of 246 amino acids. Gene Ontology annotation, molecular function: snRNA binding; mRNA binding. The transcript has 2 exons. Gene Ontology annotation, biological process: mRNA splicing, via spliceosome. The record is from RefSeq and is a predicted model, not a curated record. Lineage: Eukaryota; Metazoa; Chordata; Mammalia; Chiroptera; Rhinolophidae. Gene Ontology annotation, cellular component: U12-type spliceosomal complex; precatalytic spliceosome.
CAGAAACGAAAACAGCGCCCGUGACGAAUCUGCUUCUUCCAACAUAAAGGUCCGGUCAGGCAGGCACGAAGAAGCUUCCAUCGCUUCCAGCCGGGCGCCGGGUUUCGUGGGAAAGGGAACCCGAACUUUGCUGAGAACAUGAACGACUGGAUGCCCAUCGCCAAGGAGUAUGACCCCCUCAAAGCUGGCAGCAUUGAUGGCACCGACGAAGAACCCCACGAUCGCGCCGUCUGGAGGGCAAUGUUGGCUCGAUACACCCCCAACAAAGGUGUCACGGGAGACCCCCUUCUCACCCUGUUUGUGGCGAGACUGAACUUGCAGACCAAAGAGGAGAAGUUAAAGGAAGUAUUUUCCCGCUAUGGGGACAUCCGCCAGCUUCGGCUGGUGAGGGACUUGGUCACGGGCUUUUCUAAAGGCUACGCCUUCAUUGAAUACAAGGAGGAACGUUCCCUGCUCAAGGCUUACCGAGACGCAGACGGCCUGGUCAUCGACCAGCACGAGAUUUUUGUGGACUACGAACUGGAAAGGACUCUGAAAGGGUGGAUCCCUCGGCGACUUGGCGGGGGUCUGGGGGGGAAAAAGGAAUCUGGGCAACUGAGGUUUGGAGGGCGGGACCGGCCUUUUCGAAAACCCAUUAAUUUGCCCGUUGUUAAAAACGACCAGUAUAGAGAGGGAAAAAGGGAAAAGAGGGAGCAAUCUCGAUCCCGAGAAGGACACUGGGAGUCAAGGGCAAGGGAUAGAGACCAUGACCGGGGCCGGGAGAAGAGGUGGCAGGAAAGAGAGCCACACAGGGUGUGGCCUGAAAGUGACUGGGAUAGAGAGAGGGAUUUCAGAGAUGACAGGGUCAAGGGGAGGGAGAAGAGGGACAGAAGUAAGUAGAGGCCAGCCACCAGCAGCAGAGCCCAAAGGAAGAGGCAGCCUCUAGACGAAGCGUAAGUUCAAGGCCGAAUACAGCUUUCUGAUGAUAGUGGGGUCUGGUGUAAGUUCUUUCCAAUCUGGAACCCAAGUUCAAGCUGAACAUGUUGAUACUAUGAACUGCUCUUCUUCAUCUUCUAGUUCUAGGGACUCGUUAUUUAAUAAGCUUGAGAAACAGUUUUGUCCUUGCUGGCAUCUUAUACGGAAGGGCGUGUGUAAGGAGCCACCAUUCUCAUUUAAUUCAGCAGUCCUCAUUUAAUUUGAUUUUCUCUCAUCUAUUGGAAAUGACCAUUUUGAGGGUUUGACAAAAAGAGCUGAUCCCCGACAAUCAUUUGCAUUGAUCUCUGACUCCUGGGAACCCGAAUCUGGCCAAAUAGAUUAUAAUCUUUUCCAUGUUUAUGUCCAUAGUGCAAGGGUUUGGUGAAUUGAAAUAAAAAUGGGGUGGAAAAGUGAAUACACCGAGGACAUCCAGAAACUGAAUACUAAAGCCAGUCUGUGAACAGUGACCUGGGUCAGCAACCAGCUACUCUUGAACAAAUGUCACUCCAUUCUUGAGCCAAAUGCUGACUGCCUUUUCUUUUGUCGUUUUUUGGAUGGGAGGCUGGCAUUUAAAGUGAAAAACCAAAGUUGCAGGGCUAUGGCAUUAUGGUAUGGCAAUCUUCCAGCCCUUUGAAAAGACAAAGAAUGUGAGUGAAAUGAAAACGACAGGAAAUCAAUGA